Nicotiana attenuata is the source of this 2265-nucleotide messenger RNA. Its product is annotated as nicalin-1-like. Gene Ontology annotation, cellular component: endoplasmic reticulum membrane. The transcript has 14 exons. Gene Ontology annotation, biological process: regulation of signal transduction. The record is from RefSeq and is a predicted model, not a curated record. Bases 171 to 1868 code for a protein of 565 amino acids. NCBI's taxonomy places the organism in Eukaryota, Viridiplantae, Streptophyta, Magnoliopsida, Solanales, Solanaceae.
GCAAACCAGGCAAGACACUACAAUACAUUACAGUUAUACAAACUGUCAAACAUUAUUUUAACAUUAUUUUACUGAUCAAUCAGAUUCAAAACCAACUAGAAAAAAAAAAUCAGAUUCAAAACUAAUAUUUAUAUUCUGCAAAACCCUAACACAACAAACACACUCUUUCAAUGGCGAAUUCUCGUAGAAAACCAGCAGUAAUAGACCCGAUGUACUAUCCAGUGAUCGCUUUAAUCAUAGCCGUUAUCGCCUUCGUUGAGCUCUCCGACGCCGUCACCGUCGUCGACGUAUACCGGCUUGUUCAGUACGAUAUCUCUGGCGUCCCCUUCGGUUCUCGGCUCGCUGUUCUUAAUCACCACGCUGGCUCGUCCUUAUUUGCUUCUGGUGGCUCCGGUUCCGAUCUUUCUCGUACGGUUCUCAUUCUUCCGGUUAGGGAAUUGGAUCCCACUCUCAUUAAAGAAUAUAUUGAACAGAAAAAGCUAUUAGGGGGUUUACUGCUUUUACUCCCCCCCAAACUUAGUCCAGAAAACGUAGACAACGCAUUUGGUGCUGAUGAGGAUAUUAACAGCCUGAUGAGCAAAUUGGCUGAGUUGGAACGGUUGCUUACACAUUCUAAUAUCCCUUAUCCUGUAUAUUUUGCUUUCGAGGAUGACAAUAUCAAUGCUGUACUAGCUGAAGUUAAGAGAAAUGAUGCUAGUGGUCAACCUGCAACAGCUACCACAGGCGGCUACAAGCUUGUUGUUGCUGCCUCAGAUCCUAAGAGAAUUGCAUCCCCCAACAUUGCAAAUAUUCAGGGAUGGUUACCAGGACUUAAAGUUGAUGGAGACUCAAAUCAACUCCCAACUAUUGCCAUAGUGGCUUCAUAUGACACAUUUGGGGCUGCGCCAACAUUGUCAGUGGGAAGUGAUAGCAAUGGAAGUGGUGUAGUGGCACUUCUUGAAAUUGCUAGGUUGUUUUCUGCUCUAUAUUCAAAUCCUAAAACUAGAGGUAGAUAUAAUUUACUCUUUGGAUUGACAUCUGGUGGGCCGUAUAACUACAAUGGAACUCAGAAGUGGCUUCGGAGUUUUGACCAGCGUCUACGUGAGAGUAUAGACUAUGCUAUCUGCUUGAAUAGUGUUGGGUCCCUUGGCAAUGAGUUACAUCUUCAUGUCUCCAAACCUCCAGAAAAUGCCUACAUACAGCAGAUAUUCCAGGGUUUCUCUGCCGUAGCAGAAGAAUUGGGCCUUCAAGUUGGUCUUAAGCACAAGAAAAUAAACAUCUCGAAUCCUCGAGUAGCCUGGGAGCAUGAACAGUUUUCAAGGUUGAGAGUCACUGCGGCAACACUAUCUGAACUUUCUGCUGCACCUGAAUUACUGGAAAGUACAGGACAUCUGGCUGAUAACAGACAUUUUGUCAGUGAAGCCUCAAUCAUUCGAAGUGUCAAGCUUGUUGCUGAAAGUCUAGCGAGACACAUUUAUAAGCAGGAGCAGAAAAGCAUAAGCAUAUUUGCAGACGAUAGUAGUUUAGCCGUCAAUCCUUCCUACAUAAGGUCUUGGCUAGAUCUUUUAUCUACAACACCUCGAGUGGCACCUUUUCUUUCAAAAAAUGACCCGCUUAUUAAGGCACUGGAAAAGGAAUUAGCUGAUCAUACUGCAGAGGUGAAUGUACAGCAUGAGACUCUAGAUGGAAUGUUCACUUUUUAUGAUUCAACUAGUGGCAAGUUACAUAUAUAUCAGGUUGCCAGCGUGACAUUUGACUUGCUUUUGCUGUUGGUACUAGGAUCAUACUUGAUUACACUUUUCAGUUUUCUUUUUAUCACCACCAGGGGUCUUGACGAUCUUAUUAGUCUAUUCCGUCGUCCCCCAUCACGGAAAGUAAAAGCUGCUUAAUUCCUGAAGCAGGACUUCUCUGCAUCAAGCGCUUGCAAAUCAAGAAGCAGGUGUUUCUUUUUUGUAACCUUAAGGAAGAUUGUCGUGACCUAGUUGCUUCCUAUUCGGUGGUCCAACGAUCAUAUUUUAAACUUUUAGCUAUGGAAAAGAUCCACUUUUGCUUUGACAAAUCAAUAGGGUAACGCAGUCAUUUUUUUUCUGCUGAGAUGAGGAUGUAUUCUCACAGGCGGCUUUUCUCAUAGAAUUAGCAGUUCUAAAAUUUAAUCUUGCUGAUGUAUCAAUUUUGUCAGAAUGUAUUUAUGUUCUGAAAAGGUUCAGACGAAUUUGCUUUGGUAGAGAAUCUUUUGUUCACUGACAAAAAAGAUUCUUGUGCUAAUUGUCUUGCUUUGAAAUGGCU